Molecule: messenger RNA, 1425 nt
Organism: Priapulus caudatus
Lineage: Eukaryota; Metazoa; Priapulida; Priapulimorpha; Priapulimorphida; Priapulidae
Product: chromosome partition protein Smc-like
Exons: 3
Coding region: 1-1425 (474 amino acids)
Source: RefSeq, a predicted model, not a curated record
AUGCGAGACGUCGUGCGGCGUCUCUGCCGCCGGCUGGACCUGCAGACGGACGACGACGACGGUGGCGGGGGGGCGGUGGCGAGCGAGGCCGGGGUCGUCGCCGCGCUGCGCUCGCUCGAGACUGCAAACCAAGAGGAUCAUCAGGAGGUGUCACAGACACACGCUGCACAGGAAAUUUCACAGUUGCAGACUGCAAACCAAGAGGAUCAUCAGGAGGUGUCACAGACACAGGCUGCACAGGAAAUUGCACAGUUGCAGACUGCACCAGUGGAAAUUGCACAGUUGCAGACUGCAAACCAAGAGGAUGAGCAGGAGUUGUCACAGACACAGGCUGCACAGGAAAUUGCACAGUUGCAGACUGCACCAGUGGAAAUUGCACAGUUGGAGGCUGCACAGCUGAAGUAUCAGCUGGAAAUCGCAGACCUGCAAACUGCAAAUCAAAAGUAUCAGCAGGAAAAUACAGACCUGCAGACUGAACAGCAGAAAUAUCUGCAGGACAUUACACAGUUGCAAACUGCAAACAAAGAAUAUCAGCAGGAAAUUGAACAGCUGCAGAAUGCAAAGUUCAAAUAUCAACAAGAAACCUUACAGUUUCAAACUGCAAACCAAAAGUAUCAGCAAGAAAAUACAGACUUGCAAACUGCACAGCAGAAAUAUCAGCAGGAUAUUUCACAGUUGCAGACCGCAAACACAGACUAUCAGCAGGAAAUUGAACAGCUGCAGAAUGCAAAGUUGAAAUAUCAGCGGGACAUUUCACAGUUGCAGACUGCACAGCAGAAAUAUCAGCGGGAAAUAACAGAGCUACAAACUAUACAGCUGAAAUAUCAGCAAGAAAUAACAGAGCUACAAACUGCUCAGCAGAAAACUGAACAGAAACAGUAUCAGCAGGAAGUUUCAGACCUGCAAACUGCACAGCAGAAAUAUCUGCAGGAAAUUUCAGACCUGCAGACUGCACAGCAGAAAUAUCAGCAGGAUAUAACAGACCUGCAAACUGCACUGCAGAAAACUGCACAGGAGUAUCAGCAGGAAAUUUUGCAGGUGCAAACUGCACAGCAGGACAUUGCACUUGAUGAUGCCUGUGAUCAGAAGCUGUAUGCACAGAAGGAGGCCGGAAGCAAGCCAGAACAAUUUCUAGAGUACGAGAGCGGUGAUCGACAUCUUCACAAAGCUACAGAGUCUGUGAACAGAGCCGGCGAUGAAAGAAAAAUGGAGCAAUCGCGUGAAGAGGAGGCAGUCGUGGGGCUGGAAAUGCUGAUGCGCAGGCAGGAAUACGUGGGAGCCUUCGGCUGUACGCGGCCGACACGGCUCCGCGACGAAGCCGAGAAUAACUUGGCCGCGCAAGUCGCGCGAUCUUUGACGAUGGAGAAGAAGAAGGUUGCUGCGUCGCUGGUACCGGAAAAGAACUUCCCUGCCCUGUGCAGCUAG